Molecule: messenger RNA, 2516 nt
Organism: Stegostoma tigrinum
Lineage: Eukaryota; Metazoa; Chordata; Chondrichthyes; Orectolobiformes; Stegostomatidae
Gene: ren
Product: renin
Exons: 9
Coding region: 41-1213 (390 amino acids)
Biological process (GO): angiotensin maturation
Molecular function (GO): aspartic-type endopeptidase activity
Source: RefSeq, a predicted model, not a curated record
ACGUCAGCGAAGCAGGAAGACUGAAGCUUUGGGAACAGGGAUGAAGUGGCUAUUGGUUCUUUGGGGUCUUUGUACCUCGGCAGGUGCUUUAAAAAGGAUCCCUCUGCGUAAAAUGCCAUCCAUCCGCCAGUCACUGCGCCAACUUGGAUUGAAAGUGUCGGAUGUCUCGCCUGAAGUUAAUAGGGACUUUCUAAUGAAGACGAACAAUGGAACAGCCCCGACCAUCCUUACCAAUUACCUGGAUACCCAAUACUUUGGGGAGAUCAGUAUCGGGACCCCUCCACAGAAUUUCAAAGUCAUUUUCGACACAGGGUCAGCCAACCUCUGGAUACCAUCGGCGAACUGUUCACCCAUUUACACAGCUUGCUUUUCCCACAACAGAUAUGACUCCUCCACCUCAAGGACAUAUGAGGCCAAUGGGCAAGGGUUUGCUAUUCAAUAUGGAUCUGGUAAUGUGAAGGGAAUCCUUAGUCAAGAUAUUGUAAUGGUGGCCAAUAUCCCAGUUAUCCAAGUAUUUGCUGAAGCUACUGCCUUGUCAGCUUAUCCUUUUAUCUUUGCCAAGUUUGAUGGGGUGCUGGGCAUGGGGUUCCGGACUAUCGCUAUUGACAACAUAAAGCCGGUGUUUGAGAGAAUCUUGGAUCAACAUGUUCUCAAUGAAGAUGUCUUUUCUGUAUAUUACAACAGAAAUUCCAGAGGGACUCCAGGCGGAGAGGUGAUACUUGGGGGUACAGACCCUUCCUACUACAGUGGUGAGUUUCACUAUCUGAACCUGCUCAAGAAAGGCUACUGGCAAAUUGAACUGAAAGGAAUUUCAGUUGGUGGAGAGAUGCUGUUCUGUCGUAAAGGCUGUGCAGCCAUAGUCGAUACUGGGUCCUCCUACAUCACUGGGCCAGCUGCAGCAGUUUCCUCACUAGUGAACACUAUUGGAGCCACGGUCCUAGAAGAGGGAGAGUACAUCGUGAACUGUGACAAAAUCCAUCUAUUGCCUCACAUUUCUUUCAACAUGGGCGGUAGGAGCUAUUUGUUAAAGGGUGAAGACUAUAUUAUGAAGGAAUCCCAGUUUGGGGAAGAUGUCUGCACAGUUACUCUUGCUGGACUUGAUAUCCCCCCACCUGCUGGCCCUCUCUGGGUCCUGGGUGCCAACUUUAUUGGUCGAUACUACACAGAGUUUGAUUACAAGAACAACAGGAUAGGUUUCGCCACGGCAGUCUGAACCAGACAUAUGCCAGGCAGAUUGAGUUAAGUUUUGAAGAACAUGGAUCACUUUGCCAUUAUGGCAACUCUUUCCAGCACUAUGGUUUCCUUUCUGACCUGGGAUCCACGAGACCAGAUUACUGCCUUUUACAUCAGGAAUCUCAUUGUCUUCAUAUCAGCUCUGGUGUUAUGUCUAGAAUUGUCAAAUUAGAAUGCUGGGGGCAGGAAUGGGAUGAAGGAAAAUCCAUUCGUCUCCUUCCAAAGGCUGAACAGAGUCUAUGUUAUCAUUCUUCCCCUGUCAUUGCAUCUUUACACAAGCUUUGGCUCCAUAUUCUUCAAAGCCCAUAGCUUGCAAAAUUCUACUCCUUCUGUGCGGAGAUUUGCUUCCUGACUUCUCUCCGGAAUGGCUUAUUUUUGAUUUUUAUAGUUAAGACCCCUUUUCUUAGCUUCCCUCAACAAAAGGGGGAAAAAAAUUCUCUCUGUUCUCUGGAUUCUUUCCAAAAUAUUUAAUACCUCCAAAAGAAAAGUUGCAAAACAAGCAAUAUUAUCAAAUAUUCCACUAUUCCCACCAUCCCACCCCAGCCUCUUCAAAGUGGACUUGUUAUCCCCCCAGGCAUUACUUUGCCACUCCUCAACCGUAGAAACUGUUGCAUCCCAUUAGCUCAGUGUGUACGAAGUCAACCAAGCAUACAACUUUGACAUGGGGGUGCUCUUGUGGCACAGUGGGUGGUGUCCCUACUUCUGGGCUAAAGGAUCCUGGCUCAAGUUACACCUGUCGCAGGCCAAUGUCAUGAUAUAUCAGAUCCGGUUGAUCGCAAAUACCAGCAAAAUGGACAUGCCAGGAAGUGACCCAUCCCAUGGGGAAGCAAUGACAUAAUGGUAAUGUCAGUGGAUCAGCAAUCCAGAACUCCAGGCCAAUGCUCUAGAGAUAUGAUUCCAUUCCCAUUAGAGCAGAUUAUGGAAUUUAUUUCCAAAAUAAAAUCUGGAACAAAGAGCAUACCUAAAGGUGCACAUGUACUACUUUCAAUUGUUGUAAAAACCCACCUGUUUCACUAAUGUCCUUUAGGGAAGGAGACCUGCCAUCUUUACCUGGUCUGGCUUACAUGCUGGCUCCAGACCUGGUGCAUUAAACAGUCCCCACACACAGAGAGGCUGGAGGCCUUGAUUAAUUUUGUUCUUUUAGUUACUGUCUCAAUGUCAACCAGGCAUGUACUGAGUUCCUUUUCAGAUGUUUGCCUCAACUGCUUUCGCUAAGCAAAGUAUCUAUUCAAACUUGUAUUCAAACUUUAGAUUCAAGAAAUUAAAAGGAGAAUAAUACUGUA